UCUGGCUGGCACUCUGAAUUCUGGCUUCUGGCAUCUGGCAUUGUGCUGCUGUGCUGCCAACUCGCCGCUGCAAUUGUGUCGUCCACAACGCGAAAUGUAAAGACGCGACAGAGGGCACCACCACCUCCUACUACUCCCCCAUCCAGACUUCCCAGAUGCUCGAGGCACGACUCGCCCAAGGCGCAAUCCUCAAAAAAGUCCUCGACUCAGUCAAGGAACUCGUCUCUGAUGCAAACUUUGACUGCUCAGACGCAGGCAUCUCCCUCCAGGCCAUGGACAAUUCCCAUGUCGCUCUUGUUGCAUUGACCAUGAAGGAGGAUAUGUUUGAGCCAUACAGGUGUGACCGAAACCUCGCACUCGGUGUCAACCUCAACUCCCUCUCCAAAGUCCUCAAGUGUGCCCUCAACGAGGAUGUCAUCACCCUCACUGCUGUCGAUGAGCCAGACAAGUUGACCCUUCAGUUCGAGAGCAGCAAGACGGAGCGAUUCUCCGAGUAUGAACUCAAACUCAUGGAUAUUGACCAAGAACAUCUCGGUAUUCCAGACACCGAAUACCAAUGUACCGUACAGAUGCCCUCUGCUGAAUUCGCUCGCAUCACGCGUGACUUAUCCGCCAUCUCCGAGAGUGUCAAGAUUCAAUGCAACAAGGAAGGCAUCACCUUCUCCUGCGAGGGAGACAUCGGUACAGGUUCCGUCACGGUCAAACCAAAUGGUGGUAUUGAAGAUCAAGAGGGAUCCGCAACAACCGUUGCGUUGUUGGAACCAGUGGCCUUGACCUUCUCACUCAAGUACCUCAUCAACUUCACAAAAGCAACACCACUCUGUUCGAGUGUCAAGCUAUGCAUGUCGGACGAGAUUCCAUUGCUGGUGGAGUAUCAGAUUGGUUCGGCUUCCAGCAGUCUCAAGUUCUUCUUGGCGCCGAAGCUCGGUGAUGAAGACGAUAGCUAGAGUCGUACAUAUACCAUGAAAUAGCAUGAACUGGGGUGAACGCCAAAGAAGUGCAAUCGCUAUGCAUGUCUACAGCAAGUUGUGGCCUACUUUGACUUCCACCUGCCGCC
This is a messenger RNA of Protomyces lactucae-debilis, 1057 nucleotides long. Its product is annotated as proliferating cell nuclear antigen. The coding region runs from base 156 to 947 and encodes 263 amino acids. The transcript has 3 exons. The record is from RefSeq and is a predicted model, not a curated record. Gene Ontology annotation, cellular component: PCNA complex. Gene Ontology annotation, biological process: mismatch repair; leading strand elongation; regulation of DNA replication. Gene Ontology annotation, molecular function: DNA binding; DNA polymerase processivity factor activity. NCBI's taxonomy places the organism in Eukaryota, Fungi, Ascomycota, Taphrinomycetes, Taphrinales, Protomycetaceae.